CUUGACACUAUGCGAUGGAAUUGUUCAUUAAUAAAUAAUUCCAUGUGUUUUAAUUUAAGUUAUUUUAUUAAAAAUUUUAUCUAGUUUUCAUAAUUAAUCGUUAAUAGCAAAAAUGGCUAGUCUUCGGGAAAAACAAAUUGCUGCUCUGAAGCAAAUGCUCAAUUUGAAUGAACAAGAGCCAAGGCCAGGAGGAAUAAUGCCAGUUUGGAAAGUUUUGAUCUACGAUAGAAUCGGUCAAGAUAUAAUUUCUCCUUUAAUAUCAAUAAAAGAGCUUAGGGAACAUGGAAUAACUCUACAUAUGCAGCUGCACACUGACAGAGAUCCUAUCCCUGAAGUUCCAGCAGUUUAUUUUUGUGUUCCAACUGAUGAAAACAUUCAACGUAUUGGUCAAGAUUUUCAAAAUAACUUGUACGACAUUUAUCAUUUGAAUUUCAUAUCUCCAAUUAAUCGACAAAGAAUGGAAGACUUAGCAAGUGCAGCUCUAACAGCUGGAGUAGUUUCAAAUAUUCAUAAGGUAUAUGAUCAGUAUCUGAAUUUCAUUACAUUAGAAGAUGACCUUUUCAUAUUGAGACAUCAAAAUAGUGAUAUCAUUUCAUAUCAUUGUCUUAAUAAAAUAGAUAUGAAAGAUACAGAAAUGGAUACAAUUAUGGACAUAAUUGUUGACUGUUUAUUCUCAGUUUUUGUAACAUUAGGAACAGUACCAAUAAUCAGAUGUCCAAGAGGCAAUGCUGCAGAGAUGGUAUCAAAAAAACUUGACAAAAAAUUAAGGGAUAACGUUUGGGAUUCGAGAAAUACGUUAUUCCAAGGUGAAGGAAUUAGAUCUAAUCAUUUCAGUUUCCAAAGGCCGUUAUUAAUAAUCUUGGACAGAAGUGUGGAUAUGGCAACAGCUUUGCAUCAUACAUGGACAUAUCAAGCUCUGGCUCAUGAUAUAUUAGAGCUGUCUCUCAACAGACUGGUAGUAGAAGAAAGUGCUGGCAAGUCGACCGGAGGUGGAGCUCGUUCAAAGACGCGAGCUUGUGAACUCGAUAACUCCGACAAAUUUUGGGCAUCACAAAAGGGCAGUCCUUUUCCAAGCGUGGCUGAAGCUAUUCAAGAAGAGCUUGAGCAGUAUCGAGGUUUUGAAGCAGAAGUAAAAAAACUCAAAACGUCUAUGGGUAUUGGUAAUGACAGUGACGAAGCUGUGUCCAUGGUAUCUGAUAAUACGGCUAAACUCACCAGCGCAGUUAAUUCACUGCCACAACUAUUGGAAAUGAAGCGGCUAAUUGAUAUGCAUACGACGAUAGCAACUGGGAUAUUGAAUGCAAUAAAAUCUCGACGACUAGAUACGUUUUUUGAAAUUGAAGAAAAAAUUAUGAGCAAACAAACGCUUGAUAGAAGUAUUCUGGAUAUAAUCAAUGAUCCCGAAUGUGGUCUGCCAGAAGAUAAAUUACGUCUUUUCAUCAUUUAUUACUUGUGCACAAAUAUGUCUGAUGCAGAUUACAACAAACAUGAAGCUGCACUAUCAAACAUAAAUUGUGAUUUGAAUCCUUUGGUUUAUUUGAAGAGAUGGAGAAACUAUAUGAAAAUGACAGGACUUUCAAAUAGUUAUGAAGGUGGCGGUACAAAAACUGUCAGCAUGUUUUCUAAAUUGAUGAAUCAAGGAUCUUCAUUCGUGAUGGAAGGAGUGAAGAAUUUAGUAGUUAAAAGACAUAAUCUUCCUGUGACUAAAAUUGUUGAUGAAUUGAUUGAUAUGAAACAAUCUACUCAAACUGAUGAUUAUUUUUAUUUUGAUCCUAAACAACUGAAGCAAUCAGAUCAAGUUCCAAAAUCUCGAACAGCAUUUCAAGAAGCUAUAGUUUUUAUUGUUGGGGGUGGAAAUUAUAUAGAGUAUCAGAAUUUAAUGGAUUACGUAAAGCAGAAAACUGGAGGUGGUACAAGCAAACGAAUUGUUUAUGGUUCUACUACACUCACAAAUGCUAAACAAUUUCUUAAACAAUUGUCUCUUCUUGGUCAAGAACACUAAUCAGUUAUAAAUAUAUUUAAGUAAUUUUGUG
Molecule: messenger RNA, 2033 nt
Organism: Phymastichus coffea
Lineage: Eukaryota; Metazoa; Arthropoda; Insecta; Hymenoptera; Eulophidae
Gene: Slh
Product: protein sly1 homolog
Exons: 11
Coding region: 113-2002 (629 amino acids)
Biological process (GO): endoplasmic reticulum to Golgi vesicle-mediated transport; intracellular protein transport
Cellular component (GO): cytosol; Golgi membrane
Molecular function (GO): syntaxin binding
Source: RefSeq, a predicted model, not a curated record